GUCAACAAGACAGGGGUGAUAUUUAUACAGGGACACACUAACCUGGAGCCAGAAGCUCUGUACCAACCCCACAACCCUGCUGAGCUGAAGCUCCUGCCUCUACAGGUUGGUACAGAUGGCAUUGUCUCAGCCCAGUUCCUUCUCAGCUACCGAGCUUCUCCUGGCCUCUGCCAUCUUCUGUCUGGUAUUCUGGGCAGUCAGGGCCUGGCGGCCUCGGGUCCCCAAAGGCCUGAAGAGUCCACCGGGGCCCUGGGGCUGGCCCCUGCUCGGGCACAUGCUGACCUUGGGGAAGAGCCCUCACCUGGUCCUGUCACAGCUGAGCCAGCGUUAUGGGGAUGUGAUGGAGAUCCGCAUUGGCCGCACGCCCGUGCUGGUGCUCAGCGGCCUGGACACCAUCCGGCAGGCCCUGGUGCGGCAGGGUGACGAUUUCAAGGGCCGGCCCGACUUCUACAGCUUCACCCUGAUCACUGAUGGCCAGAGCUUGACCUUCAACCCAGACUCUGGACCAGUGUGGGCUGCCCGCCGGCGCCUGGCCCAGAACGCCCUCAACACCUUCUCCAUCGCCUCAGACCCGACUUCCUCAUCCUCCUGUUACCUGGAGGAGCAUGUGAGCAAGGAGGCUGAGGUCCUGAUCACCAAAUUACAGAAGCUGAUGGUAGAGGCCGGGAGCUUCGACCCCUACAACCAGGUGGUGGUGUCAGUGGCCAAAGUCAUCGGUGCCAUGUGCUUUGGGCAGCACUUCCCCCAGAGCAGUGAGGAGAUGCUCAGCCUUGUGAAGAACAGCCACGAGUUCGUGGAGUCUGCCUCCUCUGCGAACCCCGUGGACUUCUUCCCCAUCCUGCGAUAUCUGCCCAACCCCACACUGCAGAGGUUCAAGGCCUUCAACCAGAGGUUUGUGCGGUUCCUGCAGAGAACAAUCCAGGAACAUCAUCGAGACUUUGACAAGUGCCAGCCGGGAUGGGGCAAGAUGCAGCCUGUGGGCCUGGGAGUGCUGGCGGCUCCUCAGCUUGUGAUCUCUCAGAACAGCGUCCAGGAUAUCACAGGUGCCCUGCUCCAGCACUGCGAGAAGGACUCCAGCGACAGUGGUCACCUCAUCCCCCAGAAGAAGAUUGUUAACCUUAUCAACGACAUCUUUGGGGCUGGAUUUGACCCAGUCACAACAGCCAUCUCCUGGAGCCUUAUGUACCUUGUGACAAAUCCUGAGAUACAGAGACAGAUCCAGGAGGAAUUGGACACAGUGAUUGGCAGGGAGCGGCGGCCCCGGCUCUCCGACAGACCCCAGCUGCCCUAUAUGGAGGCCUUUAUCCUGGAGACCUUCCGACACUCCUCCUUUGUCCCCUUCACCAUCCCCCACAGCACAACAAGGGACACAACACUGAAUGACUUCUACAUCCCCAAGGAGCGCUGUGUCUUUGUAAAUCAGUGGCAUGUCAAUCAUGACCAGAAGCUGUGGGAGGACCCAUUUGAGUUCCGGCCGGAGCGAUUCCUCACUGCUGAUGGCACUGCCAUCAACAAGACCUUGAGUGAGAAAGUGAUUCUCUUCGGCCUGGGCAAACGCCGGUGCAUAGGGGAGGUCCUGGCCAAGUUGGAGGUCUUCCUUUUCUUGGCCAUCUUGCUGCAGCAGCUGGAGUUCAGCGUGCCACCAGGCAUGAAAGUGGAUCUAACCCCCAUCUACGGGCUGACCAUGAAGCAUGCUCACUGUGCGCAUGUCCAGGCACGGCUACGUUUUUCUGUCAAGUGAAGAAGGCACCAGUGUGCUGAUGCAGAAGGAAGGAUGGGGGUCACCCAUGGGCCUCAGCCUUUUUUUCCUUUCUUUGUUUCUUUUAGGAAUGCCUUUAAUGAGAUAUAAUUCAUGCAGGAGAUGAGAAUU
Hipposideros armiger (great roundleaf bat) is the source of this 1870-nucleotide messenger RNA. RefSeq names its product cytochrome P450 family 1 subfamily A member 2 (gene CYP1A2). The transcript is spliced from 7 exons. Gene Ontology annotation, biological process: progesterone metabolic process; hormone biosynthetic process. Gene Ontology annotation, molecular function: steroid 17-alpha-monooxygenase activity; heme binding; iron ion binding. Bases 116 to 1741 code for a protein of 541 amino acids. NCBI's taxonomy places the organism in Eukaryota, Metazoa, Chordata, Mammalia, Chiroptera, Hipposideridae. The record is from RefSeq and is a predicted model, not a curated record.